Molecule: messenger RNA, 889 nt
Organism: Cladocopium goreaui
Lineage: Eukaryota; Dinophyceae; Suessiales; Symbiodiniaceae
Source: the annotation of a GenBank genome assembly
CUUGUAUCACUGACCUCGCCAUGGGAGGUGGCAAGGGCAAGGGCAGAACUCAAAGCUGGGCUCCAGUGCAGAAGCCGCAGCUCAAGCGCAGCCAACAGAGUCCCUACUGGGAUGACCGUGAGCCUCAGCGUGGCGGCGGGCCACCGGCAGGGGUGAAGGUCAUGAAAAAGGUGAACUGGUUGAACCGCCAAGGUUUUUUUGGCAAACAAAAAGUUGACGAAGACGCCUUGGAGAUGCUGGGGACUCUGCCCGAUGAUCGCGCCAUGUCCGUCUUGGAGAACUUGGAGCAAAAGGCAGAGAAUGGUGACAUUUGGAACCCCAACUCGUAUGUUGUCAAGGCCGUGAUCCGUCACAGCACCCAAAUGAAUUCUGCGGGCCCUCCUUCCAGCUACAGUGCAAAUUCAGGACCACCUGCAGCUGUGCCCGUCAUGAAGAAGGUGAACUGGUUGAACCGAGAAGGAUUUUUCGGAAAGGAGGCUAUUGAUGAAGAUGCCGUGGAAAUGCUGGGUUCAUUGCCAGUGGAUCGUGCUUUGAGCAUUUUGACCAACAUCGAGGAGAAGGCGAAUGCUGGCGGGAUCUGGAAUCCAAACAGCUAUGUCGUGAAAGCUGUAGUCCGCCACCAGACGAGUUUAAAGAAUGAUCGAUGGGGCGACGACAGGUGGGGUGACGACAGGAGACAACCGAAGGGUGGCAAGGGCAAAGCUGGAAAAGGCGGCAAAGGAACAGCUUUGGCAAUCCGCAGUGGCCCUUCGAAGGGUAAAGGCAAGAGCCGCUACUGACGUGCAAGGCACCUUUUGUGUCAGAUGGCUUGAGCGGGUGUGAGUGUUUUUUUUUUGGAUUAGGACUCUCAAUUUAUCCGAAGAUGAAUGCUUACAAAUCCAGCAACGCC